This is a messenger RNA of Effrenium voratum, 2178 nucleotides long. NCBI's taxonomy places the organism in Eukaryota, Dinophyceae, Suessiales, Symbiodiniaceae. The record is from the annotation of a GenBank genome assembly.
AUGCGGCGGCUCCAAAUCGCAGCCUUUCGCGGCCAAGCCGCGUGCAGACCGAGGCGCCUGGUGUCGUGGCGAUGCCUGUCGGUGGGCUCGCCCCAGAACCAGGCCGCUCAGGAGCCUGAGGAGCAGUUCCGACUGAAGGAGAAGGAGCAGUUCCGACUGAAGGAGGAGGAGCAGUUCCCACUGAAGGAGGAGGAUGAGGAGGAGGAGCAGUUCCGACUGAAGGAGGAGGAUGAGGAGGAGGAUGAGGAGGAGGUGAAGAGCCCCUGGCCCUUCCUGAGCAGCGCCGAGCAGCGGUUGGCGGACGUCUCCGCGGGGCAGCACUGGCCAUGGAAGAACACCACCAUGGCGAGCCUGAAGGGGCGACGUCUUCUUGAAGGGGAUUGGCAGCUCAGCGAGUUCUUGCACGCGGACAUCACGGAGCCAGACCUGGCGAACUUCUCGGACCUGGACCUGGACCUGGCGGCUGCCGCGGCGGCGGCGGCGAGCGGCUCGAGCGAGCUGUGGGGCGCGCUGCGGGGCCAGGAGGGGCGCGUGGAGGGCAUGUUCUGCGGCAGCCUGGUGGCCAUCCUGGGAAGCCUCCGCCGGGCGCCGGAGGAGCUGCGCAGGAGCUGGCUGCCGCCGCUGGUGCAUCGCCUGCUGCAGAUCCCGCUGUCGCCAAGGCAUGCGCUGGUGCUGCUGGCCUCCAUGAAGAACGCCAAAGCCGCCUUCGGAGGCCAACGGCUGCCCACGGAUGAAGUGCUGGAGACUGCCGCGGCGGCGCUGCACGCGCGCCAGCAGGCGAAGCUCCCGGUGUUGGACGUGGUCUUGGCGCUGGAGUCGCUGGCGGACUUGCGGAAGAAGCAGCCAGGGGCUGCGCGCUUGGCGACGCUGGCGGCAGCACUGCUGCGGGCGCUGGGCGGAGGUCCCGGCCUGUCGCAGCUGGUGGCGCAGAGCGCGCAGGAGCGGAAUCGAGCGAUGGCGCUGAGGCUGCUGGCCGUCUUCGCCGACUUCCCGGAGGCCCUCGGCGCCGCGGGCGAGUGGCUGGCGGGGCUCAGCGACGCGCGCUACGGCCGGGAUGCGGUGGUGGGCCAAGAGACGGAGGCCGCGGCCGCGUUCGCGUUGAGCCGCUGCGGCGCGUGGAAGUCCGCGAGGGCCAACUUCCUCUUGUCCCAGGCGCUGCGGAGGGACUUGGAGGCCGCGGAGCCGCGGGUGAAGCAGGUGCUGGACGAAGAGCCCAUCUCCGGGCCUGCAGGCUCCUGGUGGCUGGCUGCCUGCGCCAUGUGCGGGGAGAGCCUGGAUGCGGCGGCAGGGCGGCCUGAGGCAUGGGCGCAGCGCGCCCCGGAGGCGCUGGGAGCGGCGGUGGAGAGGCUUCUAGGAGAGCCCGGCGGGCCGGAGCAUCGCGACGGCGACCCCGGCUCCGCAGCGCGGGCGCUGUGGGCAUUGCACGCCUUGGGCCUUGCGGCGGAGAAGGAGGACUUGGCGGCCCAACUCCUGCGGGACUUGGCCGAGAUGGAGCCCAGCUUUGGCUGGCAGACCUGGCAGCUGCUGCGGGAGCUGCAGCCGCUGCUGGCGCAGGAGUCGGCUGAGUGCCCCUUCGCGCUCUGGAAGGGCUCGCUGGAGGAGAGUUUGGAGGCGGAGCGCACCGCCUUUUUGGGCUCCGCGCGGCGUGGGCAGCUGGAGGAAGCGCUCAAGGUGCUUUGCCCCAGCGAGCCGCCGGAGCUGGGCUUUCGAGCCGGUCCUCUGUGCAUAGCUCUGUACUGGAGUGGCCACAACUUCGCCGUGGACAUUGAUUGCUUCUACAGCGCGGUGACCCCGGUGCUCCGGCGACAACUUUGGGCCAAAGUCUUGCCCGAGGUGCAGGUGAAGGAGAUCAGCCUCGCAGAGUGGGAUCGCGCUGAUGUUGCGCAGCGGGCGCGGCUUCUGCAGCCGCCCGAAGAUCUCGACGCCUCCGAAGCCGGCGGGGCGGAAGAGGAGAAGUUCACGCAACGAGCGGCGCGCAUCUCGCAGGUGAUGCGGGUGCAGGCCCAGCUGAUGCUCGAGAAGCUCGGCCCGCACAUGGCGCAGAAGGAGGGCCUGGGCGUCGGCGCAUCGGUCACCGCGGCUCUGAUCCUGGCCGCGCUGAGCAAGGAGCCGCCCGACUGGCUCUUUCAGGCCGUGGCAGAGACCACCGCGGCUGCUGAGGCCACCGUGCCUGCAUAG